This is a messenger RNA of Podarcis lilfordi (Lilford's wall lizard), 23586 nucleotides long. Lineage: Eukaryota; Metazoa; Chordata; Lepidosauria; Squamata; Lacertidae. The record is from the annotation of a GenBank genome assembly.
GGGGGAGGUGGUGAGGGAAAAAGAAGAGGACGAGGAGGGACCCGAGACGUGAUGGCCGCCGCCGGCAGCUCUGUGUGAGAGCCCUCAUUCGACCCCCCGGCCUCUCUUUCUGCCCGAAGUGGACCUGCCCGCCUCAGGGAAGCAGCCGCGGCCGAGCGGGAGCGGGGCGACUCUCCAUCCCCUGACUGACAAGCAGACACUCAGACUUCCAGCUUUUCCCCUGCGGGCUUCGGCCUUCUCCUCCUGCUGCUGCUGCCCUGCUCUGCUAGGCGUCCCCUCGAGGCCUCCGUCAGUGUAGGGGGAGCAGUUUGGAGGUCGCGAGCGUGUGGUUUGUGGCCUGGUUAGGUCUUCAGUGUGGGGAGGGAGGUGGAAGGGGGGCCUCCUAGUGAGCUCAGGUGUUUGGUGAGGCUCUCCUUUGAGGAGGGAGAGGCUGAGGGGUCUGCAGGAAGGGGGGGGAGGUUCUCCCUUUUUGAGGUUGGGCCAAGUGGGCUUCAGCCGAUUAAGGGGCGAGGCUCCUUAGAGACCCCAUGGGACUCUAUAGAAGGGAAGGUUUUCAGAGUAGGGCUAGGUAGAUACUGGGAAGAACUGGAAAGGUCUUUUUUAUUUGGAGGGUUCAUGGUCUUCUGUUUGAAGGGGAAUUGUGUUUUUUUUAAAGUGGGGGAGGACCGCGUAUUUUGGCUGAGCUCUGGGAGGGGCUUCUUCUACCCAUUCAGUUCAGAUAGAUCUGUAUAGCACAGGUCGGGAGAGCAAAUCCUUGUGGUGCGUUUCGGGCUCCUUUGGUGACAGGAUUGUAUUGGGGUCAUGCAGGGUUUCCAAAUCUGGGUUAGGUGACAGUUUUAAUGCUGGGAGGCGAGGAGGGCCUGGUAGCGCAUGAGGUGGAGGGUCUUACAGGGUGUAAAGAUUGAACUUAAGCGGCUUCACGUUGCUGGAAGAAAGAAGCACUUUGUGAGGGCUUGAAUGGGAGGCAGUUUUCAAGGAGCUAUAGAGAAUGGUGUUGAAUUUUGGGUGUCAUAUUGGGUUUCCCUGCAGGUAGUUGACUUGUUGGGUGUGGAAGACUAGUAGUGGUCUAGUAAUUAGACUGGUAGUUAAUGAAACGGGUUGCAAUUAGCCUGUGUAGCUUGGGGUGAGACAGUUCAUCCCGUAUCCGCUGUGAAUUUCCCUCCAUCUCUCCUUGGUGCAGUUCUCCAUCAAGCGCCUCUGAUGCCAGAACAAGGCCCCAGAAUGAACGGUUUCUCUCUGGGCGAGCUAUGUUGGCUCUUCUGCUGCCCACCUUGCCCCAGCCGCAUAGCUGCCAAGCUGGCUUUUCUGCCCCCAGAGCCCACGUACACUGUGAUGCAACCAGAACAGCAGGAAGGUGGGGCUGCUUCAGUGGGGACACCGACAGGUAGCUGCAGCCUGCACUUGACUGAGCGGGCGGACUGGCAGUAUUCCCAGAGAGAGCUGGAUGCCGUGGAAGUCUUCUUUUCACGCACAGCCCGAGAUAACCGGCUGGGAUGCAUGUUUGUACGCUGUGCUCCUUCUAGCCGGUAUACACUGCUGUUCUCCCAUGGCAAUGCUGUUGACCUGGGCCAGAUGUGCAGCUUCUAUAUUGGUCUAGGCUCCCGCAUCAACUGCAAUGUUUUCUCGUAUGAUUACUCUGGUUAUGGAGUGAGCACUGGUAAACCAUCUGAAAAAAACCUUUAUGCAGACAUCGAUGCAGCUUGGCAGGCCCUCAGAACAAGGUAAAUGGCUGUUGGGUAAACAUGCCCAUGAAAAUGGUGGAGGGUAUUUCUAAUUUCUUUGGGGCUGCUUGUUUGACCCUAUAGUUUUCCCUUGUUGUGGAAUCACUGUAAACUGGCCUCCUUUGAUGCAAUAAAGUUGACCACUCCACCCGUUUUUUGUGAUGAUGAGUUACAUGACCUCAGAAUCAUGCAAGCUCCUGACAUUCAAGGGAGUUUACGUUCCUUGAACGGCAGCCCCCCAUGCUUUUUAGCAAAUCUCUCCUGAAACUGAGAGGGUGUUCAAAAGCAACUUGUAGCAUAGCAUUGCGAGCUACAGUUGGAGUGGUGGGGAAUGCUUGGGGUCUUAAUUGAACCUAAACUAUCUUUAGAUCCUAGAUUUUGGAAGGUGGUGGUAUUCUUGACUUGCUGUUCUGAUCAUGGAGCAAGAAAUGCUCAUUGUAAAAACAUGGCGUUAAGAAACAUAAGGAAAGCCCUGCUGGAUUUAGGCCCAUCUAGUCCAGCACCUUAAGCCUUAAGUGUGAUAGCCACUUGUGAUUUCUGGCAACCGCUAUUCAAAUGCAUACUGCUUCCAACAGCGGAGAUAGAACAUAGCUUGUUGUAUGUACUCAUGACAGCUAAAUGGUACAAGAGAACAGUAAUGGCUAAUUAUUAUACAUCAUGGUUUCUUUGUAUUCUUGGACAGUGCAACAGGGUAAAAUAUGACAUUUUAGAAUGCUAGUAGCAUUACCAAGGAUUAAAUGUACCAGUUGCAUCAUUGCAUACUAUGAUGAAGCUUCAGCACUAAGGUGAGUAUGGGAGUACCAGAGCUGGUGUGCUGCACUCUUCAGAGUUCUUAAUCUAUUUAGUACGUGAUGAACUUAUGCAGAGACCUUUCACCCACACAGUCUAUUUUUAAAAGAUCCAAAGUUCAGGUACAUUUGAUAACUACCUAUAACAAGGAAGUUUCUAUCAGUGUUUGUUUCUAGGGCUUUGUCUUUACUUUAGAUUUAGUUCUUGGCAGGUAGUUGAUGGUUUCGUUUUGAGUAUUUGCUCCAACGAAGCCAAGAUGGAUCUUGCCCUCAAUGCAAAUUGUUUGAUUUGGGGCUAAUGCUGAGUAGAUACUGUAUAGCUUUGAGCAUAACUGUUGAACGGUUGUGCUAGAUUGGCUGCUGGCUGAGAAGACCAGUUACUUCGAGGUAGGAGUCAGGGGCAGUAUGCUUCGGAUUACCACUUCCUGGAAAGUUCAGGAGUGGCAAGUGCUGUUGUGCUCAGGUCCUACUUGUGGACUUUCCAUAGGCAUCUGGUUGACCACUGUGAGAAUAUGAUGCUGGAAAAGAAGGGCCGCUGGCCUGAUCAAACAGCCUUUUCUUAUAUUCUUAUGUGUCUUACAUGUUUCUUUGCAGUUUCUCAAUACUGUAUACAGACUUUUCCCUUGCAAAUGGAAUCCAGUUUAAUGUAUUGUAAUUUUGUUCUCCGUGAAAAAAAUGAAAAAGUUCUUGACUUUGCUUUGUUUACUGUCCCAAACAUUUAAAUCAGGUAGGGGAAACCUGUUGCACUCCAGAUGUUGUUGGUCUCCAGCUUGCUCCAUCCUCAGCCAGCAUGGCCAAUGGUCAGUGAUGAUGGGAGCUGUAAGCCCAAAACACCUGAAAAGCCAAAAGUUCCCCAUCUCUGAUUUAAACUCAGUUAAACUGGGAGGCUCUUGAACCCAUCAUUGCAUGUGGAAACCCAGGUUGUAUAAAUGACUGAAAGUGUUCUUCUUCCCCAUUCCUCCCUCCAAACAAACAUACUUAUCCUGAUGAGACAACUGUGACCUUUCAGCUCAGAAAGAUUUGUUUUCACCUUUAUGGGCUUGAGAUUUGACUAGUGGGAGAGGUUGUCUUCAAAUACAUGUCAUUUCGUCUUUAGCUUGCUUUAGGAUUGACAACAAACUUAUCUAACCCAGGAAGCAUGUUCCCCAUGAACAGAAUAAUCAGUUAUGUAAUUAACACAGGUUAUGCAUGUGUUUGAUGUAAUAAGAAACACUGAUAAUCCAUUCAGUUUGAGAAGAGGCUAACUGAGCUAGGGAGGCUCUGUGUCCUAAUUGAAAAUGAAUGUUCAGGGAGUAGUCAGGGAGGGAUGGAAUUUGAACAAUAUUAGAGGGCAGAAAGGAGCCCAUAGGGGAUUUGGGACUGGAUUCACGAGGAAGGACAUUUGGCCACUGAAACAUCUCAAAUCUGUGCAGUCUUGUCUUGAGUAUUUGGCGGUUGGGUGUAUUAAAACAAUUGUGUGUCACAUUUUCCCUAUGAAUGGCAUGCAAGCUGACUACUAGCUAAUGACAGAGGCUGCAUUCACAUUUUUAAAGAAAGCUAUCUUGCUAAUAUGGCCUUUUUGUUUUUAUAUGAUUCUUUGGCAUCUGAUGAAUGUACUGUUAGAAGCUGGUUUCUGAAAUUUCUAAAUUUGUUCUUUUGUAAAGUUCUAUGCCUAAUUUCCGCUAGUCAUUCUUGGUACUUUAUUUCAAGAUUCCUGAAUGGGUUUGAUGGACCCAUGUACUGUUCAUUGGCAUCAAAUCUUGAUCUGGUGAUUUAAAGUGGCCACACACCUUUCUGGCUUAAGCUGUUUAAAGGGCCACCCUUGAUACUAGCCUGCCUGUGCUUUGAGAUGGGCCUUGGGGGCUCUACUGGUCUGCCAGCUGGUGAGUUCUCAUUGGGGUAGAUGGACAUGAGAGAGAUGGUAUUAUCAGCAGUAGCCCCACAGUUACGGAAUUAUCUCCCAGGUGGUGUAUAUAAGACACCUUGUAUGCAAGCCUUCAGGCAGGCACUAAGUUAUUUCAGGUUGCAUUUUCUAAAUAAGUGCUGUGAUCCUAUUGAUUUUUAGUGAUGUUUAAAUGGGCUUUAAAAGCAAUGGUGUGUGACUGGUUUUAUGACUUAGCUGGGUUGUGUUUUUUUCACAUUGUAAAUUUUGGGAUUUGUAAUUGUAUUUAGUCUUGUAGAAGCCAAUUUCUGAGGACAUUUAUUCUAAAAAGCAGAUUAUAAAUGUUGUAAGUGCAUAAAUAGAAUGUAAAUGCUUUCCCACUGAAAGUUCCUUGUCUAGCAACCUUCACUUGUGCGGCAUUAAAGGCUUAAUUUAAUUUGGGUCACGCUGCCUCGAUUUGUUUCGAAGAAUGGAAUACUUGGGUAUAUGAGUUUAAAUAGUAUGUUUUGAUUGUGUGAGGAAAUUCUUGAUAUGAAAAGUAAUCUCAUAACAAAAUUGCCUGCUGUAAUAGAUUUUUGUUUGUAGGCUUAUGGUGUGUUUCAAUAAUACCUCUUAACGACAUUAUGUGAACAAGGGAAGAGCAUUUCAGCCUGACUUGGAGAAAAUUAAAUCCGGCUUUUGGCCAAGGUGUACAGUUAACUACAAUCUACUUAGGAUUUUUUACAUUGCAUUCUUGAAUGCAUUUGAAUUCUUUGGGACUUUAACAAUUGCCUCUUUCUUUCUACUGCAGACAAUAUAAAAUGGCAUCGUAUUCAUUAUUGGAGAUUGUGAUCUUUAACGUCUUGACUAAACUCUGCAUCUGGUUUUCAGUGAGUGGAAAAUAAUUUUGGUAGAAAUAUAAAAGUACCUUAGGCUAGCUGUGUGUUAUUGUGCAUAAAUGAUGGCUAAAUAGGUGCCUAUCGCCUAUUCUUUGUCUCCUCUCACCCCUCGUAGUAGAACAACAGCUUGCACUUAAUUUUCUUCCAUACUUAGCAUUUAUAUAUAACACAGAUUAUGCAUUUAAUUGCUCAACUAAAUUUCCAGAAAUUCAUUAUGCGUGUAAUCAUUCCAUUGAGAUCUCCCAAGUUGAAUAGUAAUAAAUAGAAGAGUGAUAACCCCUUAAGACAGCUGGCCUAUAUUUUUGUUACAGUUAAAGCUGCAGUCCUGUAUACACUUACCUGGCAGUAAGUCGCAUUGAAUUCAGUGGCACUUAGCUUCUUCUGUGAAUAUAUCUAUAAGAUUACACUGAAUAUGUGGGUUUUAAGAAAUUAAAUGCACGUAGUUACUUGGAGCUGUACCUAGUUCCCUAUGACUAGUAACAAUCUCUUGCAAGCAACCAAACAGGGAAACUUCUGCAAAUCAGAGAACUGGUUCUUUCCCCCCUUUGUGGCAUCAGUCUGUCAUAAAUCACUAAUAUAAGUGCAGGUGGGCUAGUAAACCUUUGUGGAAUCUUUCAAGGCUGCUUGAUAUAAGUGCUAACAAAACUUAUUAUAAAGUUAAAAGUAAACCACCAGCCAUUCACAUUGUCAAGGCAUUAAAACAGGUGUGGGGGACCCUUGUAGUCCUCAAGGUGAUUGUUCAUCCCAGAUCAUUGGCGAGGCUUCCUAGGGUUGAUGAGCGCUGGAAUCCAAUAACAUCUGGAGUGCCACAGGUUUCCAAUUCCUGCAAUAGAGGGAGGAAAAGCCUUAACUCUUCUUUUUAAUGAACCGAGAAAGGACUUUAAAAACAAACUCAAAAUUUCCUAAUUAAGCAUGAUACCAACUGGUUGCUUAAACAACACAUUAGCCAUGUCUAAAUAGAGCAUUUAUUUAGGGCCAUAAAUAAGUCCUUUGGUCAUAAAACUUAAAAAUAUUCUUUAGUGCAAGGGGAAAGAUAGCAAGGCUACUAAGGAAGGCGAUUUGCUUGGAGUACAGUUUUAAAUUCAUUUAUUUGGAAAUGUCCCAUUUCAGAAUUGCUGCCAAGUAAACAUUCAUAGAAUUCUAUUGUAGGUAUUCAGAACUUUCCAGUAGCAAAGUCUGGUGGUUAAUGGACAGAUCAGUGUUUUCCUAUGAGAUGGAAAGAAAACGAUCACCAUGUUAUCUGGUGAUGAAUAUUUAUGAUUCUACUUCUAUGAAAUGGAGUAUAAUAUAGAGCUCAGGUAGUUCAAGGUAUAAAAUAAAUGGAACCAGGACUCUUUGCAAGUCCUGACUAGUGGUUACACAUAUGUUUGGGGUCAGUCUAGCUCUAACACUGCACCAUGGUUAACUGUAAGCAGGGAAGAGACUGCAGCAUGUUUCCCAUUUCCUAACCAUGGUUAAAUGGUAAUAGAAUUGUUGGAAGGGACCCUGAGGGUCAUCUAGUCCAACCCUCUGCAAUGCAGGGAUAUUAACAUGCGGUUCCCUAUUCAAUUCGAAACCAUACCAGACCCUGCAUAGCUUUCCAAAUGUGCUAGCAGUUUUAUUGCUGCCCCAUAGCCUAUUCUCACAUCCACACACCAGACCUAAAAAGAAACACGACAAGCAAGCUCUUAAGUCAUGUUGCAGCAAAAACUUGUUUGCGUGCUAAAUUAGUAGAAAGGCUAGUCCCUGUGGUUUUUUAAUAACAGGUUUGUGCCGUAGCGUGUUAACCUGCCACAUGCCAAGAGGGCACAAAACAGUUUUCAGAAGCACUUGAGGUUGUGGCAUGGGGAAAAACAGCUUCAUAAUAUCCCUUCCAAAUGAUACUGAAGGAGGUUACGGCCCUUAAGUUUGUGGAAACAAAAACUAAGUUUUAGUCAUUUCUGCUGGUCUUACUUUCGAAGUACCAAGAGGUUGUUAGAAAUCAACAUAGAAACAAAUACAGCUUGCAAUAUUUGAGUGUUGUAGUGUGUUUCAGAUCUAAGGAUUUGGGUUCAGAUGCUACCACAAAGGCAACUCAGCUGAGUGUCCUUCCACAAGCGCAGUAUGGCUGUCAAAAUACAAUACUGUAGUGGGGAAGAAGAAACACCAUGUAGCUGCCGAAGCUCUUUUGCCAUGGUCCCAUCCAUACUACCGUGUGUCCAAGUGUUGCAAGCUAAAUUAGACAUUGCCAAGUAGGGUAGGCUGUGCAUGUUGGCAUAGCCAUGUUCAUUUUAAUAAUAAGUGUUUCAUGUGCCCCUGUACCCCUGAAGCGCAGUACAGACAGGAAUAUGACCAUGUUGGCACCAUGCCAUCCUGCCUAAAGCUACACUAGUAGCCACAAUUGUGGAAACGUUUUGGAGAAAGUGUAUUUCCAAAGCUUGAUGGCUCAUAACACCAUUUUCUUUUGGAGUCAUACCAUAAAAUUAUAUAUCAAUGGAAAGAUAGUUUAAUGAAGAAUGUAAUGCAAUGAAGUUUGUUUAAUUACCUGUAUUCUAUCAAAGCCAGAUGACACCUGAUUGGCUCUCUAAACACUCUUGUUUCUGGUUAUUUGGCAAUAUCUUUUGAAAGAAUACAGAUAAUUGAAUAAACUUUGUUGCAUUACAUUCUUCAUUAAAUUAUCUUUCCAUUGAUAUAUAAUUUUAUGGUUUUACUCCAAAAGAAAGUGGUGUAUGAGCCAUCAAACCUUGGAAAUACAUUUUUUUCAAAAGGUUUCCACAAUUUUGGCCACUAGUGUAGCUCCUCUCUUGUGGGUGCCUUACUGAAGGGAACUUAAUGAUCUCAUGCAUCUGUUUUAUAGACGGCUUUAAAAAAAGGUGCUGUUUGUUCACUUCUAGGAAUUAAGUACUUAUUUUCUUCCAGACUAGUCUUGUAGCCUUUUUAUUCAUCAUGGAAUAAAUUGAUUGUGUCGUAUACACAGUAGCUGACCAUUAAAUGUACAUCAGGAAAUAGCUGAGAUGGCUGGUUUUAGGCCUGAGAGAGAUGGGUCCUAUAGAGUGAACUUUUGCCCUUCCAGCUGGUAGUAGAUCUCAUCAGCUGAGUUGUAAUUGUUUAUAGCUGAAUUUUGUUUCUGUUUUUUGUCUAGAGUCCUGGAUUGGGGCUCAUCUUGUUUCUGCUCUGCAGACUGGGCGUUGUCUAAAAUCUCUCAACUGCACCUUGCAUACAGUAACUCACUAGAAAUCUGCAGCUGUAGUACAACAGCCUGCAAACUGUAGGAGAGCCACGUGCUUUUGACCAGCUUGAUUCCUCAAGCAUUCAAGUUGCCUAGAUAAAAGCUUCUGAAAAUUGCUGGAUUGGAUAUCUUGGCGAGGUCUGCAUCCGGUUUCAAAUGCCUAAAUACUCUAGGACCGUAACUUCAGAUUGCAGCCAGGCUGGCUUGACAGCACCAGCGUGGUUUUGUUUUAGGGCAGCUUGACGGGAACUUUGUGUAACUGAAUACACUUCCUACCUGUAAAUACCCUUGCUGGCUGCUGUGAGCCACUUAAGGAAGGCAGGGGAGCUUCAGAGAUUGCCAUGUGAGUGCAGUUUAUGACUGCAGAAAACAACACUGCUUUGCAGGUGGCAGAGGAAAGUAGGGACUGCCAUUAGCUGGUAGGCUACAUUUGGCUUGUGGGCAACAGGUUGGGCAGACCUUCUGCAGCUUACUUAGGAUUUCCUAGUACUUGUAUGGAAUGUUCUGAAAAUAUGGAUGUCUGUUCUUUUCAGGAUGUAGUAGGCCCCCAUAGGAAGACAUGGGCUCCAAUUUUGAAUAGCAAAGUGGGAUGGAUUAGCACUUUCUGAUUAACUGGUAGGAUUAACCAGUCAUAUAUUAUACAGUGGUACCUUGGUUCUCGAACGGCUUGGCUCCCGAACAAAUCUGCUCCUGAACUCCACAAACCUGGAAGUAGGUGUUCUGGUUUGUGAAUGUUUUUCAGAAGUCAAAUGUCCGACUCGGCUUAUGCUUGAUUGCAGGAAAUUCCUGCAGCCAAUCGGAAGCCUGGUUUUCAGACUGUUUCGAGAGUCAAACGGACUCCUGGAAUGGAUUAAGUUCGAGAACCAAGGUACCACUGUACAAGUAAUCAAGCUUUACAGUAAAGUGAAUCACAUAUUGGUGAUAACUGAUGUCAGAAAUGUUAAUAUGACCAACAAGCAUGGCAAGGGUUGGUAACUAUUGUUAUGGAUGGGGGUGGGGUGGGAAAAGGCUUGCAUGUUGCCAGAGAGAAGGGGACUAGCACACUAGUCAAAAUCUACUAUAGUGAGGGUGAAAUACUACUAGCAGUACUAAAGGAGAUUUGUCCCAAGCUUCUUGCAUAUGAUUAUCAGCAGUGAUAGAUUAACCAUAAUUGUUCUACAAUGCUUGUGUUGGUCAGCUAACGUAAAAAUUCCUGAAAGUAUACUGCACAACCAGUGAAGCAAAAUGAUUCAGGCAAGUAUAUUGAAUGUUAUAAUUCCAAAUCAGUUCUUUAAGUGUCAUUGCUUUAGUAGCUAAAACAGCAAGAGCCCCAUAUGAGGAGAUAUCAGUAUUGUUAUUGUCAGUUAACUCUUAUUUUGUGUUGUAUUUAUAUACCUAAACCUAGAUUGUGGAUUUUUCUUCUUGUAGCAUUGAAUAUUCUGUGUUUGUUGAAUAGUUGUGUUUUUGUUUUUUCAUUUUUGAAAGUAAAGUGGUACCUAGGUUUACGAACUUAAUCCAUUCUGGAAGUCCGUUAUUAAACCAAAAGAGUUCUUAAACCGAGGCGCGCUUUCCCUAAUGACGCCUCCCACCGCCGGUGCCCUUCGACCAUUCGGCUUCUGUUCUUAGACCAAGGUAAAGUUCGCAAACCAGAACACUACUUCCGGUUUUGUGGAGUUCUUAAACCGAAUAGUUUGUAAACAGGGCAGUUCUUAAACCAAGGUACCACUGUAUUUUUAUGUUAUGAAUGUUUGCUGUAAGCCGCUUUGGGCACAGCUCAUUGUUGAAAAGCAGCAUAUAAGUAAACUUAAUCAGUUUGCAAUAGUAUUAAAAAAAACUUCUGGGUAGGGGGGCGAACCCUGCUUAAUCAGAACUGAACAGGUUGGCUGACUGUUGUAUGGAUAAAAACUGAAUGGGAAGGAAAUCCAUCAUUGUCUGGAUAUAUAAUUUCCUGGUUCACACUGAGAGAAGUUAUUUUUAAAUGUCCUAGGGAUAGAAGUGGAAAUUUUAAUUAACUGGGAUUGGGCACUUCAGGACAGAAGACUAUCUCUUCCUGGUUUUAGUCUGUUAAGCACCACAUUUAGUGGUGGUUGUGUUCUAAGAAUAAAAAAUCUACAAAAGUUGCUAGUUCACUUUUAAAAAAUAAUAAUCUGCCCACUUAAACAGUCUUAAAUUGCUGUCACAAUACCAUCUAUCUGAAAGGAGAAAAGGCAGCAACUUUUCAGUUGGAAAAACUGAAACGUUGAUACAUUUUUUGUUUUAGGCAAAUGAUCUGGUUACAGAGACUAAGACUGCUAUGCAUAGGCAGGUUACUAAAGAUAUUGCAUAUACAUGUGCUCAAAAAACCCAUUCUGGUUUUCUGGAGACCCUUGAUUUACUUCUACAAUGCUUUUUAUACUUCUAAAUCAAGGGAGAAAUAUAUUCUCAGAGCACUAUUUACCAUAGGUGUGUGGCGACUUAAAAGCCAGAGAAAGUGUAUUUUUAUAAGGAAUCCAAAUAGCAAGACUAUUUAGAGACACAUGUUUCCUAUUUCAGAAAACAUUGUGAAUUCUGUACUUUCCUAAAGAUCAGGGAAGAUAACUUUGUCCGGGGGUAUCUGUUGCAGAAAAAUUCCCCAGAGAGUAGCUUUGUAUAGAACUCAUACACCAAUCCAGUUAAAAGUAUAUAAUGGAAUGUAGCUCAGCUCUUCUGAAUUAUUGAUACUUCGGUCAGUGAAGGGAUUCCUUAGUGACCAGCAAAUCCUUGCUGCCUGUGGUAAGUAAGCUUUUCUGUUUCUAACAUUCCUUUGCUACAGGGCAUGUUUAAUUAAAUGCAACUAACUCAGUUAAAGUGAAUUUAGUGCUCCGUGUGUGGUUUUCUAAAUGAAGCUGCGUACAUUGAUAUGAUAUUAGACGAUGUUUAUCUUCUCGCCGUUCCUUGGAAAAUGAAGCCAUAACGUUAGGGAAGUCGUGUAGUAAAAGUUAAUUCACAAGACAUGCACAAUCUCUCUUCUCUUUGCAUUUAAUUUCCUUCUGACCUUCCCACCAUCUGCAUAAAUGCCUGCUAAUUUUGGAAUACACUUCAUUUAUCUGAAUUGGACUGUGGUCCUUGCAAGUUUACGCCACACUAAAUUUGUUAGACUUUAGGGCAGGAGUGGGAAGCCAUUUUCACCCCCAGGGCUGCAUUUCCUUUUGGGCAGCCUUCCAGGGGCCACAUACCUGUGGUGAGGAGGGCCAGAGGCAGAACAACAAAUGUGAAUGUUAUCUUUGUACAGUAGGUUAAUUUCUGCACACGUUCCCAUACCUCUGUCUGCCCUCCAUCCAGACAAGCAAGAGGCAUGUUCAGAGUUCAAGAAUGCAUUUACAGUCAGGCAAAAACAUUAAUGGAGGGGGGAAAGCAGUACCUGUGGAAGGCAUGGCAGUUCCCUUCUGUCUUGCUUAUACCACUGCUUCCUCUCUGCUUUACUGUACAACAUCUCAGCUAGCUACUUGUCUAGACUUAAAGGGUUAAAUCUCCAGGUGUACAUUUCACACAUAAGACAGGAGUCAAAUGAAAAGAAAGUAAAAUGAGGGACUCAACCAUUGCAUCCUUAUUUGUCUGACUUGCAACUUUAAGGAAGAAAAUGCUUUGAUGGUCUUUCCACCGGAGUCUCCUUCAUAGCAGAAUAGACAGUCUUCUGGUGUCUCUGUAGCCUCAUCACAGCAGGGUUACCUGGUAGCACCAGCAAGGAUAUUUUUCUUUGAAGCACACAAGUAUAUUUUGUAGCAAACCAAACUAACUCUUCCAUUCAUUCGUAUCAUUAAGGAAAAAACACCCAAGCACCGCAGUCAUAGUCGUAAAGCCAUUAAGCUCUGCAUUUACUUCCUAAAUAAGCAGCUAGUGUAAAUGUGUGUGUUAUGCUAACUGCCAUAGAGCAAAUACACAGGAAUUGAGCGCAGUACGCCAAGUUCCGUUUUAAUAUACCAGUGCAGAAAGAACAGCUGUUUUCCAUACUUUCUGGUUCUCCCCUGAUCUUGCCAUGUGAACUCUGCAGAUCUGUGCUGUGCAUUCAACACAAGAGAAGCUGCUUGCACGGUCAUAGGUUUUUGGGGGUGGGGAGGGAAUUCACUUCCCCCUGGUUAUUUAUAGCAGGAGGCAUUCCAUGUUUUUGUUCCAAGUCAGUUUGUGGUUUCCUUCUGUUUCCAGCCAGUUCCAGACUUCUGCUUGCUGACAUACAGGUUUCUACCAUGGUGUCAUUGUGCAUCCCCCCUACUCUUGCAUUGGUAGGUGUGAUAAGUGCUAUGCAUGGUGCUUGUGGUGCUUGCACUGCCACUGGACUCUCUCGUAGUGGUGGCGGUGGUGGUUUGGACAUCAUGGUAAAAAGAAGGAUUUUCAGGCCUAAGUGGGAACUGUGUAUCGUCUCUUUUCCUCCCUCUGCACUAUGGACCAAAACAGGUUCUGGGCUGCAGCUUUCAAUAUUAGCAGAGCUUAAGCUGUUUAAACGUCCUGACCCCUGUGCUUGAGUAGGGCCAGCUGAGGUGGGCUCCCCACUAAGAUAAUUAUUGUUAAUGUUUGCAUUUUUCUGUUUGCCAGUUAAAUGAAUCCAUUCAACCUAGCUCUCUAAAACCUUUGGAGUACAGGUUAGUUUUGUUGUACAGAUACAGUUGAAAAUUGCUGUAGACUUUUUCAAGAUUGGCUUACUUUUCAAUGAAGAGCUUAACUUAGUGUACAGAUUUGACUGGCUAUUUCCUGAUUAUACAUUUUCAUUCCCAUUCCAAGGAUUCACAUUGUGAUAGUACCUUAAAAACCUAUGGAGGGUGUGGACAAAAGACACUUGCCUGUGGCCAGUUCUCUAUGUCAUCAGUAACUAAGUCAAAACAGCUGGGCUUUUUUUUAUACAAAGAAAACAUUGUUGUGGCAACAGAGAUGGCAUAGACAUUUGAAUGUGGACAUUGUGUUUAUGCUCUCUCAAGGACGAGGAUGGUUCAGCAAGACAACCUAGUAAUUUUUAAGUUUAAAUGCUGUUUCCAUUAACCCAUGGGUCACAAAUGCUUUUAAAACAUACAGUAGGCACCGACAACCAGUAGAUCCAGGGCUAAAUCUGACCCACCUAAGAAGUGCUGUCCAGUUCCCUUAGCCCAGGGCUGGGAAACCUGUGGCCCUCCAGAUGUUUUGGAUUAAUCCAACAAAACCUAGAGGGCCAUGGGCUCCUCAUACUUGCCUUAGCCAAUCCAGAAGCAUGUGUUUUUGUGUGGUGGGGAGGGGUCUUUUAUAUAUAUAUAUAUAUAUAUAUAUAUAUAUAUAUAUAUAUAUAUAUUUGAUUUAUCAUAAGCAUAUGCACAAGCACAUAACCGUACAAAAAAUAACUGUACACAGAGCAUAAUUCGUAUUAAAUUAAGAUGAGUCUAUAUAGCCCACAAUGAAGAGUCAGUCAUGGGAGGAGUAUUAAUGUGAUUCUCCCUUAUAUAUAAGAACCAGAAGCUCAGAACCAGAAACUAGACCACGUCAAACUGUCUGAUUUAGUUUUGCCGCAAACUGUGCAUUAACAUCUGUUCAGAUAAAGCAAUGUCCCAUAUACAGUCGUAUUUUGGAUCUUGAAUGACUUGUGAAUUGAACAUUUUGGCUCCUGAACACCACAAACCCGGAAGUGAUUGUUCCGGUUUGCGAACGUUCUUUAGAACCUGAAUGUCCGUUGUGACAUCUGCGGGUUCCAGUUGGCUGCAGGAGCUCCCUGCAGCCAAUCAGAAGCUGCGUCUUGGUUUCUGAACUGUUUUGGAAGUUGAACGGACUUCCGGAACAGAUUCCAUUUGACUUCCAAAGUACGACUAUUAGUAAAGCAUGCUUCAGGCAUAGGAACUUUAGAUGGUUUUCAAUCUGGCUGCUGAUAGUAACAUAAGUACUAGACUUUUAUAAGUUAUGGGAGAAUUAGCAUAAUUUGAUAAAGAAAGAAGGGAUCUGAAGGCAAAUGUUGUUGAGUAAUAGUCACUAUCAUUGAGAAAACCCAGGUCCAGAAUUAUUGACUCUACUUACAUUCCCACCACAAAUGAAUGAAUGAACCCUUUCCCCACACCCCAUCCAACAAGAAGGAGACACGGUAUUCAUAAUAUGGAAAGGUGUCUAGUGCCGUCACACAAUGGCUUUAAGAAUGGCCAGAAUGGACUUAAUAGGGGGGCUUCACCCAUAAUCAAUCCCAUUGUGCCUCAUUGUAUGGGUUCUGUGGCCAUGAGACAGACUAUAGCAGUCUCUUUUGCAGAGAUGGCUCUCCCCCUGCUGUGACUUCAGUAAAACUUGUUUCUGACUCGGAGUAAAUAGGGCAGAAACACUGUUUUUCAAGAGGAGGAUAUGAAUAAAGGGUAUGCUACUCUGAAACAAGCUGUUGAUAAUUCGUGAAUCUAACCAAUAUCGGCUAGCAACAAAUAUUCAGAUUCGCAACUUAAUCUCCAUCAGAGCAACGUGCAUUAGGACAUGGCUGGAGGCUUCGAGCUGAAUUGCAUUGAACCAUUCCAAGUGCACCAGAGAAUCACAGCAGUCUCUAAACUGAAGAGUGCUUCUGAUAUUUCUGCAGUUACGGUUCUCAACACCUAUAACUUGUGGAUCAUUAUUGUUUAGGGCUGAAAGAGUAAACAUUCUUCAAGUGCAUUCCAUUGAACUUGCUGAGUUUUAAUUACACCUGGGGUUAGGCUAUGUGAUGGUUAUAUGUAGAUUUGUGGGGUGGUUUAUAGAUGCUUGUACACCUCUUGUUGAUUUCUCUGCAGUUGAUGAUAGGCAGCUGAAUAUGUGAACCGUCACUCCAUUGAAUAGCAUUGCAUUUGAGAAGAGGUGCCAGUUCUGCUGAGGGUUGUUAGCUAUGUGACAACUCCCUCAAACAUGCAACUUAUCGCUUGAUAUGACAAACACUCAGUUUGUGCACCAGACCAAUGCUUCUGCAGAAUUGUGCCAGCUGACCAGUUCCUUGUUUUUUGUAAUAUAAAAAAUGUGUUCAAAUGCUGAAAAGAAUUAUUAGAGGAAGCAAUAAAGUACAUUGGAGCAAUGAACCUUUUGGACCUUUUCCUUCACCCCUUCUACUCUCUGGCUGAACUAUGUAUAAAUAAUACCUUGUUCGUAACUGUAGCCAGCCUUUCUCAACACACUGUUUAGGAUACAAAGCUAAAGAGUAAACUGUAGUAUCUUUCCACUGUGCUCCUCCCCCCUUCCAUAUUUUUUAAUGUGCUCUCCAUCUGUUGUUUUUGGGACUGUUCUGAGGAGAUGAUCUUUACAGGAGCAACUCAGUUGCAUACCCAUAAAUUUCAACCUGGACAUUCCAUUGGGUUUUCUGUUUUUCUCAGAGACAACAACCCUGUUGAUUCAAGGAAGGUAUUUUUAGUAGCUACUCAGUAAGUCUCCUUGAAAAUGCACUGGACACUCUCUCUAAGAUAGACCACCAAAGAGCUGACUAGGACAGUCUGCUUCAAGCUAUACAGCGGGUCAAAUGUUUUUGUACAGGAGCAGUGCUCUAAAACUUCCUUGUUGAAUAUUCAGUAGUAUCUGGGAAGCUGUCUUGUAUACCCCCCCCCCAAAUCCUGCAUUAUUGAUUAUAUAAGAUAUAUUUGCUACAAUUUUGUCCUGCUUAUGGCUAUUUACUCUUUAUGUAGAAUUUAUGUAGUUCUUUCUUCACAAUGUAUCUUCACAACAGCCUUAUAAAAUGAAUAGUGGUUUCCAUAUUGCAAGCAGGAAACUGAACAAGGAACAAUUAUUUGUCCAAAGCCACUCACUGCAUUAGUUAAGAAUUCUGAGUAUUGCUUCUUGAUCAUAAGUAUUGAGAAUGGAAGUCUAUGUUUUUUAAUGCACUUGAUUCCCGGAACUUUUUCUUAUUGUUGCACUAAGUCAGUUCGCUGUCAAGAUCUCCUUUGCUUUCUUGCUUUCCUUUCUUUGCUCAGCUCUCUCUUUGUUUUUCCACCCGCAUGUGGGGCUUGGAAACUCCAACAGCUGUGGGGGUUGACCAUGCAAAUCUUUUGCACUUGGCUGAAACUAAACAUCUUUGAGCAGCAGCAGUGCAGUUGGUGUCCCUGACCUCAAAUGCAUUUCUAGUAAUGUGGCUAUAUAUUAAAUUUGUUUAUGCAGCAAAGCAGCUGCUUUUCAUGGUCCAAGUCAAAAUGGCAGGUCUUGUCCAACGGCAGGCUUGAUAGUCUCCCACCGUAUUUGCUUCCCCAUCUGCAUUCCUGUUUCUGUAUCCCAAGUGGGCAAGUGGGUAUUUUACAUAUGAGCUCUCACGCAGAACUGAAAGCAGUAAUAAGAGUAUUAAACACUUAAAAUAUCAUAUAUCCAGACAAGUAUUCCAUAUUCCAUACAAGACAGGAGUAACCAACAUGGUAUCCUCCAGAUGUUGUGGACUACAACUCCCAUAAGUCCCAGCCAGCAACAUCUAGAGGGCAUCAUGUUGGCUGCAAGGACCUUCAAAGUCCCAUGAAUUGACAGCUUGAAAAAAAAAAUCUGAAUUUUACAUCUAGAGAAUAAAAACGCCAGUUCCCCUCUCCUGGAAUACCCUUUUUUAAAAUAAAUGCAAAACAAAGACAAAAUACACUUCUCUUUUCCUCUUUUCUGUGUUUACAGGUAUGGGGUCAGUCCUGAGAACAUCAUUCUGUACGGACAGAGUAUUGGAACCGUUCCCACUGUGGACCUGGCAUCUCGGUAUGAGUGUGCCGCUGUAAUCCUUCACUCACCCUUGAUGUCUGGGUUGCGGGUAGCUUUCCCGGACACUAGGAAAACAUACUGCUUUGAUGCUUUCCCAAGGUAUGUGCAGAACUUGUUCCCAGGAAACCAUUGUUCAUUUAUAAUACUUAAAUUGGACAUGUACCUUUCAAAAUGACAACAACUAAGCAAAGGCCAUGGGUACAUUACUUAGCCAAGAGUAGAUGUGGUGGCCUCAGGAAUAUCAGCAUAUUAGAGGGUAAAAAGCCCCCUGCUCGGUGGUGCGUUGAGGGUUUUUUCUUCUAGAUAUAUCCUCCAUUUAAUGUUUAUCAUGAAGUAUGUUGGUGAUGAUUUAAUGAGGGUGGCCUCAUUGGGAGACAGCACCUGCAAAGCAUGCCAGGAGGGUUCCAUGUUCACUGCUUGGCACCUUCACGUUAUUUAUUAAAUUUAUAUCCCACCCUUCCUCCCUGAAGGGUGCCCAGGGUGGCAAGUAGCAUAAAAUCUGCUGAAACCAUAUCCAGCAUACAAUAAUGAAAAUGAUCUAUAAAAAUCACAGUGCCUAGGUGCAACUAUUCCCUUCAAAAGGCCUGGGGAAAUAAAAGUGUCUUAAGAUUCUACCUGAAAGUAGUCGGGAGAAGGGGACUGCCAGAUUUUCCCUGGGAAAGGAGUUCCAGAGGCGGUGAAGAGCAGAAAGUGACCUCUGAGACUGUGGGAAGACGCUGGCAGCCAGAGUUGAUCAUGCUUGGCAAGAUGGGCCAGCAUUCUGGGUCAACAGAAAUAUCUUCAAAUGUUCAUAUAUUGCUAUAUACUUCUUAACUUGAACUGGCAUAUUGAGUGUGGAUCCACUGCUGACCUUUGCAAACCAAAGGUAUUCUGUGUUUCUCCUGUAAAUGCUUUUUGCGUGUUCUUUAAAAAUAUUGUUGGGUGUGCCUUUGUCCCACAUUGGAGGGAGUGGUGACUGGACUGUACUGGAGAAUUGUGAAGGAGAUAUGUAGUUCAACUUGUAUUGACCUUGAAGGUGAGAAUGGUGGGUGUAAUUGCAUACAACUUGUAGCGGUGGUUGAGUAUUAGUCAAUGACUGGUUACAAAAACCAUUUCUACCUCCAUAGUAGGCACCCACUUCAGUAUGGAUGUUCUAGUUCUACCCCCACCAGAAUAUGAAAAGUCACUUAGCUGAACUGGUUUCCUGUGUCUUGUUCUGAGGGAAUGCAUAGCACUUAAUAGACUCUGCAGUUAGCAAGUUUGAAAUGGUCCAGAGCGCAAGCAUUUUGGUGGUACAAGAUCCACUGAAAUGAAUGGGCCAAGCUUUGAGAACCGGAGCUGAACUGGAGCAGUUCAUCCAUUCUUGGAGGGACGUUUCUGGUGGGUUGCGCUGGAAUUAUGUGCUUUUGCUAUCGUGUCUUGGUAUAAUUCCUCUGCCCUCCUGCCUUUCUAACAGUUACAAAUAUUUACUAUAUGACAAAUUCUUCCUCUGAACAUUCAGGCUUUAAAAAAGUAUUCACAAGGUUUGGAACAGAGCUUGGAUGAAAUAGGCCAAGUCAAAUAGGAGGUGAAAAACAUCAGGGCAGAGACAGCGGAGGUAUUAUAUCAUUCACUUUCUCUUUUUGCUUUCUUGAGAGCUGUUUCUUACCAGUGGUCUGAAUUCACUUGAUCUGUUAAAUGCUUUGGUACUUGAACGAAUGCCCCCCCCCGCCCUUGUAAGAGAGAGAAAAUUGUUCAUUGCAGUUUACACAGAAAUCUUUUGUGUUUGCUGAUGUCCGAUAGUCUCUGUAGAUUUCUCUAGCUGCAGAACGGUGUGGUUAGGAAUACCAAGUGAGGCUAAUGUGCUUUCUGAAUGCUGCGUUCCCAAGCAGCUGAGCUGGCAGUGGGAUGCCUUCCAGUGGUUUUGCAAGCUGUAAAUAUUGUUUUGCUGAAAUGCCUGAUUAGGGAUGAAUGACACUAAUUAUGUGAGCACCACAAUGGAGAGACUUCCCCCCUCAAAUUUCCUAAAAGUGAGGACUGACAAUCUUGCUGUUAAGUCUUUGCAUACAUAAUUUCAUUAAGUGUUAUUAAUACAUGUAUGGGAGAAUCCCACUUGUGGCUGUGUCAAGGAUUCCAAAACAUAAGUUAGCAAGGGUAAGAUACAUUUUAAAAGAAAUAUAUAUUUGGAGAAGGAUCCCUCUGAGUUCUCACUGAAUCCUCACACCAGUUCACUACCCUGUUAGAAAUAAAAGACAUAGAACAGUGGUUCCCAACCUGUGGCUGGCAGACCUCCAGAGGGCUGUGGGGUUAUCCCAAGGGGUCAGUAGCAGUGGCACAGGACAGUGAGUCCCUUGAGUGGCAGGGUGAAGGCUAGAGCCUGGACAGGAGGGCAGAACCUGAAGGCUGGGAUGCCAGCAAGGCAGAGGGAUGGUGGCGGCUAACUUUGCCCUUCAUCUGAGGUGUGUAAGGCACUUGAGUGGCAGGCUUUUUGGUGCAGGGCGUGUCCAGUGCUGCCGUCCAUUGGAGGCUCCUUGACCUCCCCCCCCCCGCCCAGGGUUUGCCCUGCUUGCAGAGUGACUAUCCUUCCAAGAUGAGUGCAACCCCCAUUCUUCAUUCCCUUUGGCUUUACCCAACUGCUUCCAUGCCACUGGUGCCUCCAACAGAAUGAUGCAUAGUGAAACCGGCUGGCAGAAAAAACGAAAAGGAGCUGCAUGCUGUGGUAUAGCAGGGGUAGCCAGCUGGCAUCCCGGGUCAUGGCUUGGUGGUAGAGAACAUCAGAAGAACCUGGCUGCUGGGUCAGGCCAAUGGCCAAUCUGGUCCAGUGCCCUAUGGGAAGCCUGAAAGCAACGUGUGUGCUUUGCAUGCAGAGGGUCCCAGGUUUAAUCCCUGGUAUAUCCAAGGAAGGCAGAUAAAGUCCCCUGCCUGAAACCAUGGAGAACACGGCCAGUCAGUGUCGACAGUACAAAGCAAAAUGGGCACUGGUCCAGCAUGGUAUAAGGCAGUUUUCUGUGCGCACUCUCCCCAGCACAGCUCCGAUCGAAUUCCAGUGUGUCUCAACUGUUCACUCCAACAUACAGGCAAAUAUCCUGCUAACCCCCUCCUCCCUGGUGGGAACAACAUCUAAAGUUUUGGCAGAAUGCUUGUCUCGUUUCUUCUGUUCUUCCCAUUUUCUUCUUGCAUGGACAUCAGCUGCUGAGUUGCACAAAGAGAGACUUCAGACAGAGACUUUGAUGUUGUGCACACUGGGACGGAGAGGGUUAAAUGGCCCCUUCCCUGUUCCCCAUUUCCUGUGGGAGUCAGGAGGGACAGCCAUUUCUGCCAGCACCCUUUGCUCAGUUCAGAAUAUGGCCUCUCCUUAACAAAUGCAAUAGCCGUGAGCUGACAUCCAGCCCUCCAUGCUGUACUCACAGAGAGGGCUGAACAUAAUAUUUUGCUUUCUUCCUCUUUAAAGAUUCACAAGAGGUUCUUGCAUCUCCCACAACAACUGCCCUUGGUUGCCUCAGAGAGGCCUGCCUCAAAAUCUGAGAACUGUGAGCCUCCGAUGACCUCCUUGUAUUAAUUCUGUUUACUUAUUUACAUUGUGAAUUUCCAAAAUCCACUGCGAAUCUCCAAGUGGCUUCUUAGAAAGAGCAGCUGUAGCCUUCCUGCCAGGCACAGUUGGACAGUGUUGGCAGAAAAGAAUGAACAAAUGGCACUUUCUUUUUCGGGACAUAUUGAUGGAAAGACACAGAGCGUAAAGCUCUGAACAUGAGAGUAGUCUAAUUUAACAACAGCCGCAUGAAUGCUCAUCCGGGCUUUAGAAGCUUCAGAAGUGGCCAGGCUGAAUUAGCCAUUUCUCCUUCUAGAAUGCUGGAAACAGAUGACAACAAUUGUGACUUGUGUAUCCCUCUGGCUUUUCAGUUACCUGCCAGGAGCCCUUUUCACAAGAAUAGUAGAUAAGACCAGUCAUUGAAUUAGACCACCGUCCUGCUUCCUCAUAAUGGUCCACAAGAUGUCUCCAGAAAGCAGGGAAUGAAGACAGUUGCCCUCUCCUGCUCUCUCUUCCUCCCUCCAGUUGUUUUUUAGAGGUUGUCUACCUCUGAAAUAUUGAGUUUAUAUAUAGCUGGGCCCUGUUGCCCCAUAUUGUCUCAGAGCAGGGCCAUAGAACAUACCCAGUGCUCUCCUGUAGCUGUUUGUUGCGAAGGAGCAUCUGCAGUGGAAGAUGGAGUUAUCUUUCAGGUGCUGCUGAUGAGGACCAGGUGCACAUCCCGGGAGUCAUUUUCGACUCACAGCUGGUCCGAAAUGGAGGUGCAGGUCAAUUCUGUGUCCAGGGCAGCUGUCUACCAGCUCCAUCUGGUACGCAGGUUGAGACCCUACCUGCCCAUGGACUGCCUUGCCAGAGUGGUGCAUGCUCUAGUUAUCUCCCACUUGGACUAGUGCAAUGCGCUCUAUGUGGGGCUACCUUUGAAGGUGACCCGGAAACGGCAGCUAAUCCAGAAUGUGGCAGAUAGACUGGUGACUGGGAGUAGACGCUGAGACCAUAUAACCCCAGUCCUGAAAGACCUACAUUGGCUCCCAGUACGUUUCCGAGCACAAUUCAAAGUGUUUGUGUUGACCUUUAAAGCCCUAAAUGGCCUUGGCCCAGUAUCCCUGACGGAGCGUCUCCACCCCCAUUGUUCAGCCCGGACACUGAGAUCCAGCGCCGAGGGCCUUCUGCAUGGUUCCCUCCCUGCAAGAAGUGAGGUUACAGGGAACCAGGCAGAGGGCCUUUUCGGUUGUGGCGCCCGCCCUGUGGAACACCUUCCCAUCAGAUGUCAAGGAAAUAGAUAACUAUCUGACUUUUAGAAGACAUCUGAAGGCAGCCCUGUUUAUGGAGGUUUUUAAUGUCUGAUAUUUUAUUGUGCUUUUAAUUCUGUUGGGAGCUGCCCAGAGUGGCUGGGGAAACCCAGUCAGAUGGACGGGGUUUAAAUUACUUGUUAUUAUUAUUAUUAAUCUUUCCCAGAGUUUUCCAAAACAACUAUGACAAACUUGGUUUUCUCUGGUUACUGAACUUAACCAGUAAUGCUUUUCUGGUUUUUGUCUUUUACAUCCUCAGCAUUGACAAGAUCUCUAAAGUAACCUCUCCUGUCCUGGUGAUUCACGGUACCGAAGAUGAAGUAAUAGAUUUCUCGCACGGUUUGGCGAUGUACGAGCGAUGUCCCCGGGCGGUGGAGCCCCUGUGGGUGGAGGGGGCUGGCCACAAUGACAUAGAGCUUUAUGCACAGUACCUAGAACGACUAAAACAGUUCAUAUCUCACGAACUCCCCAAUUCCUGAAGAAACCUACUUGAUCUCUUUUCCUUUUCUUCUUCUUUUUUUUUUACCUCAGUUAACUGUGAAUGGAAGAAUUUACCUGUUUUUGCACAUGCAUUAACUGGCUUAGCUGUAAUAGCUUUAUACUAUGAAUAAAUGCCCUCUCAUUAGGGUUUAUCCAAUCAGCUCUUGACUGUCUUUUUAUAUCAGGAAACUGUUCUAACAGUCACUACUGUAAUCCCAAUUGUUUUUUUACCUUCAACACGCUAGAAAAGCUGGGAGUUUUAGAAGGGGUGCUAGCUAAACUUGAGGGAUACUACUUAAUCUAGCAGUUAUAAUACUUCCAACUUUUUCCCUACCCAACCCUUCAAGUUGCUUGUCUUAUAAUGUUUUCUUUCUCUUUGAGAAAAAAUCUUCCCACAAUCUGGAAUGCAAGAAACCUGGAUGAUAGCUUCCUACUGAUUUAUGGAACCAGUCUAAGAGCAUUCUCCAUGUAAAAUUUCUAGCUGUGCUAUUGUAACUGGAAAGGUUUUUUUGUGGUGAUUUCUCAUUGUGUUUUUUUUGUUUGUUUUUUGCCAACCUUCCCUUCCUAAGUAAAUUAAUUAAUGAAAAUUUCCCGGGGUCACAGAUUUCUAAAUGGGGCUAAUUCUGAAAUGACCUUUCACCAGUUUUCUGCAUAUUUACAAAAUAUUCCUAAAGGAAUAAUGACUGAACGGCUAAACCCUUUAAUUCUUUUUACUUUUUAAAAAAUGUGUAAAUUUACUAAACCCAGUUAUUCAGAUGAUGUUUACACUCUGAAUAGAAGCCAACUUUGGCAUUUCCUUGUGUAAAGCAUUCCUUAUAGAGGUUUUUAAAAGUAUUGUACAUAAGUGUAUUUACAUUUAUGCAUAACUCCUGAUUGGUAGUUUAAAAUUUAAGUCUAGUUAACAAAUUCUGGUUUGUAUAUGAAUACAUUUUGUUAAAGUUUUUAUCCCUGCAUUAUUUUGCUAUUAAAAGUUUUAUAAGAUUUCCAGGACAACUAAAAAUAUUUACACAUUUGUUUUUGACAAAUUUAUGUAAGAAACUUUCAUUGAAACUGAUCCUUUUUGUUUAGGGGAAAUUUUUCAUUCUCUGACACUGGAAUCGCACAGAAUAUGCAAGACAAUUAAAUCAUUACACUAAGAGGCCUGAGGUUUUUUCCCAAAUUGUACGGCCUUAAAUGUACUGUAAGCCUCUGAUUGUUGUAAAAAUGGAUUGCGAUGGAUUAUGGUUUGUGUUCUUGUUGCCAGAAUGCAACAACAGUGAUUGUAACGGAAUAAAGGAUGCAUGGAAUAGAGAAU